Molecule: messenger RNA, 2826 nt
Organism: Pyrenophora tritici-repentis Pt-1C-BFP
Lineage: Eukaryota; Fungi; Ascomycota; Dothideomycetes; Pleosporales; Pleosporaceae
Product: DUF544 multi-domain protein
Biological process (GO): protein K48-linked deubiquitination
Cellular component (GO): cytosol; cell periphery
Molecular function (GO): cysteine-type deubiquitinase activity; K48-linked deubiquitinase activity; cysteine-type carboxypeptidase activity
Source: RefSeq, a predicted model, not a curated record
AGGCCGCGUGUGCAACUCGGGGCCGAUACACCGCUGCCUAGAUUGACGCUUACUCUGCGCGUCUCAUUCACAAACUUUAUCAUUGUUCUCCUUCGACACCUCGACAACAACUGCCAAGGCCGCUUGCGCAACACCGAGAACUUGACCGUGUCUCACCACCAAGCUCUGCCCUUUACAUCGCCCAGCAUGGUACUUCGGAAACCUGACGACCAUGAUCCUCUUGUACCCGCGCCGCUGUCUAAAGCAAACCCCCCAUAUCCCACCUCGCCUACCGAAGAGCAUCCGCCCGUGCUUCCCUUGACACCAGGCAACGUAGGAAACGCGCCCAGCCCGAACAAGUCGCCAGCUUUCAAUAUCAAGACACCAGAAACUACACCGCUUCCCAAUGACAACAAUGAUAUCGACUCUGACUUGAGCGACGACGAGUGGAAUCAGAUCGACGACGAUUUCGAAGAGGUCGACCCUCACGAUGUACCUGCUGCGCUGAAACCUGCUGGAGGGAAGAUGCCACCGGUGCCCAAGAAUGGUGGUCUCCCCGACGCCCUGAGAGCAGGCCCCGCCAACGGAGUGCCCAUAAAGAAGCCAACUGGCCACAUAUCGCCCAUGCCCACUGGAGCCAGUUCCGCAUCUUACGGCGCUGCGAGCACCGUGUCUGAGCAGUCGAAUGGUUCCAUUCCACUCCAGACGAACAAUCCAUACCUAAAGAUGCAAACAACUGGCCAGAAUAGCUGGGACGGGGAGAGCAGUCAGGCCAUCUGGGGCGAUGCGCCAGGCCAAGCCCACAAGUACGAGUCCAGGUACGAAGCGCCCGUGGAGCUGCCGGCAUACCAGACGCCAAGCACACCUUCCCAUGAAAUGCGGAAUCUGGGAUUGGGCGACCAUUCACACGAGCAAACCCCCGCACCACCAUAUGAACCGCCUCUUAUCGAGGUAAACUCACCCACUCCACGGUCUGAAAACGCAAAUGUCUCUCUGGACGCAAAUCCGUGGGAGCCUGCAGAACGACGCCCCAACAAUGCAUGGCAACCAGCGUAUACAAAUACCCCCAGCCCAGUAGCGGAUCAGCCUGUUCCAUACAAUACCCAUGCUCUAGAGACGGCCCCUGUGGUUCCUCAGACGCAAACACAGCAGACUUCAGCGUCUCUCGAGGAACAACCGCCUGCGCUGCCUCCAAGAAGAUCGACUGAGGACAUGGCAUCUAGUAUGUCUCCAAGGCCUAUUGAUACUGGAGCGGGCUCUGCGGUUGCACCUGGUCUAGAGUCUCCCAACACUAGGAUGAACAGACAGAGGAAAGAACACUAUCAAAUCAAGCACAUCCGAUGGUUGGAUCACAAUAUUGAGGACAUGCGCGUCUCACCAAUCUUGACGCAAAACCUAAACGGACCAUGCCCUUUGCUUGCUCUAGUCAAUGCCCUCGUACUCUCAACCCCUGCAAGGCUUGAGACUGCAUUGGUUGAGACGCUUCGCACGCGCGAGACUGUUAGCUUAGGCUUGCUACUAGAUGCUGUCUUUGAAGAGCUAAUGUCUGGUCGACGAGGCGAUGCUGCGCAAGAACUACCUGAUGUCAGCGAACUCUACAAAUUUCUCCUUGCUCUGCACACUGGCCUAAAUGUCAACCCAAUGUUUGUUCCGGAUACCAAUCCGGGAAGUGGUCAUGCUGCGCUUACGAAUCGCGCAGGCGCUUUCGAAAACACACAGGACAUGAAGCUGUACCGAACUUUCAACAUUCCGUUAAUGCACGGAUGGCUUCCAGAGGCCGGAACUCCUGCGUUUGCCGCCUUCAACCGCAUAGCGCCUUCUUAUGAAACAUCACAAUUCGUUCAAUUUCAGGAAGAGGAGCUCAACACAAAGUUGGCUUCGGGCGAUUCUCUGAACGAAGAAGAGCAGCAGAUGUUCACAGACAUUCAUGCCAUCAAGGAGUUUUUGUUGACCUGGCCAACACAGUUGAGUGACUAUGGUUUGAAGGUGAUUCGAGAUAAUCUCCAGCUCGGCCAGGUUGCCAUCUUGUUCAGGAACGACCACUUUUCCACAUUGUGCAAGAAUCCUCGCAAUGGACAGCUCGUCACUCUCGUCACCGAUCAAGGCUACUCAAGCCACGACGAGAUUGUUUGGGAGUCUCUCACAGAUGUCAAUGGUCAAGGCAGUCAACUCUUCUCGGGAGAUUUCCGCUCAGUUGAUAACAGCGACAUGUCUGCGGUACCACAAGGGCAACCACAGUCCCAACCUGAAAUCGAUAACGGCCAAGGCUGGACUACUGUGCAAGGCCGUCGUGGACAACAGCAGUCAGAUGCUGCACAAGCUGUAGAAAUUACCUCUCCCAGCGAACUCAGUAGAGCCGAGCAAGAGGACCAUGACCUGGCACUAGCACUACAACUCCAGGAGGAAGAAGAAGACCGCCAAAGACGCGAAACUGAGCAACGAGAACGAGACAAUCGACUCACUGCGAACCCAGCAUCGCAAAACCCUCCACCCCCAACAUCGCCCAACCGCCGCCCUGAGCAGACCCCGGCUAUCCCACCUCGUCGCAACAACAUCACAACCCACCGCCCAAACAACGAGCCCGCGCCCCCGCCACUCUACGAAGAAGCAAUCACAACACCCCAAUACAACCCUCCCGCCGGCCACCCCGCAAACCCCCAAGCGCCAAUGUCCCAUGGAGGCGCAUACCAAGCUACUAGUGGUGGCUUGCCUCCACCCCCUGGUUCUGGAGGUCGCCGUCCAAACAUGAUGCCCGGUCGACCUGGUAGACGGCAGAGUGGUGCUGGACCGGAUGGUGCGGUACCGCCGAACGGCAGCGAGGAAAGGGAUAAGUGCGUUGUCAUGUAG